This is a messenger RNA of Erigeron canadensis, 7322 nucleotides long. RefSeq lists its product as uncharacterized. The record is from RefSeq and is a predicted model, not a curated record. The transcript has 22 exons. Gene Ontology annotation, molecular function: helicase activity. Lineage: Eukaryota; Viridiplantae; Streptophyta; Magnoliopsida; Asterales; Asteraceae. Bases 295 to 7080 code for a protein of 2261 amino acids.
UUGAUUUUAUACUUAAAAAAAACUAAAAUCUUCGAUCCAUUUUCUUUCUAUUAAAAAUAACUCAUGAACACAAAAAUUUACAAUAUCUUUUAAGUUUCUUUCCCUUUCCUACAUCUCAAGAACAUAGUGUUAGGGUUUAAGGGUUUAAGGGGUAUUACCGGGUGGGAAGACCGAAGAGUAUAUAUGUAGAGGCAAACCCCACCCUUUUUUUUUAUUUCUUUUUAUUUAUGGGCUGUCUCUCAUUUGUUGAAUUGAAUUGAACUAGGGUUGGGGAUUCGAGAUAAUAAAAAUAAAAUGUCAAAGAAAGUAGUUGUUGUGACGAGAGAUGAGUUGUUGGAGCGAUGGAGGGCCAUUGAAGAAGAAGAAGAAGAAGAAGAAGAAGAUGCAUUGGAUCCCUCAAAACACCGCCAUCUCAAAGAAAAAUGGUUCUCAGAUGCAUUCAACUUGUUGAUAAAUCUCCCACCCAGUGGUGUUGGAGAAAACGAAAUCGCCAACCAUAUUUGGUGUGGCUACUCUGAUCUUAUGGGCCCCCUUCUAGAAACAUUUUACAACUACAACCACGAUUCUCCAUCUCCUUUGAAGCUUCUAUGGAAAAGAAUCUCUCAUGAAUUGCAGCAUUGCAUGCAAUGCAUUUGUCAGCAUCAUCAAGCCAAGCAUACGUAUGCCUCCGAGUACGAGCUUACUUCAAUCGGCCCCCUUCUCGAUGUUUUACGCACCCUGGAUGAAGAAAGGGUCACUGAUCAUUUGAAACACCUCAACACACUCAUCUCACUAGGACACUAUGAUCCCCUCAAACACAAUGCACAACUUAUUACCGCCAUCUAUGAGGUUUUGAUGUUUCCUGUCUUGUUGGAUGACCAAUCCUUGGUCACUGAGUUUCAGAAAUUCAUCCAAGCAGUUGAUGAUCUUCACGAACUUACUUUAGCUGACCAUCAACAAUACCCUGGCGUUUAUGCACUACUUUUUCUCAAGAGCAGAAGGUGUCGUUCUAUCGGCUUCCGUUUAGCUGGAAACAUGGGAAAGUUGAGGAAUGCAUUGGACUUGGAUCCUUUGCAACCAUUACUUACGAAGUUCAUUGUCUUUUUAGAGACAGAAGUUGAGUCUCUUCACUAUGAGAGCUCAAGGCCAAGGAUGCAGCUGGAUCGAAUAACUGUAUGGCUUGGAAUCAAGGCAUUGCUUGGGUUUCUAGAGCCUCAUGCUUUUGAAGAAGGGAUCUUGGAGCACUAUCCCAGUUUUCUGAGCAUCGUGCUUAAUCAUAUUUGUGGUGAUUCCCUUGAGUUUUCAUAUGCAAUCAACUGUCUUGGACAACUUUUUGAUAUGCUUGGAUGUAAGCUCUGGUUAAGGGCAACACUAUCACCAAGUGUAAUGCGUGACACAUUGCUGGGUCAGUGUUUCCAUACUCAUGAUGAGAAGAGCCACAAAGAAAUAUUUGAUCUUUUCUCACCUUUUCUUCAGUCUCUUGAAGCUUUGCAAGACGGUGAACACAAAAAACAACGCAGACAUUUUCUUUACUUUCUUCUACAUCAAGUGACUGUUAGUAGUAACUUCAGCACUUUAAUGAGGAAAAAGGCCUGCCAGAUAGCUCUUCUUAUAAUCCACCGAGGUUACAAAAUGAAUCCCUCCUGCCCACCUUUUGAAUGUGCACACAUGUGGGGUCCUUCUCUCGUAGCAUCUCUCAAGGACUCGACCCUGUAUAACUCUUUUAGGCAACCUGCUUUUGAUUUGAUCCAAACUGUUAUAGUCUCUGACGCAUCUGCAUUAGUGUCGGCAAUUCAACACUAUCAACUGCAUAAAGGUGUCGUCAGGAAUAUCAUUGGCCUCAAAGAUGAAGAUACCAGUGAUGACCUAUCUGCGGAUGAUGUCGAAGAUAAUGACACCAGUUGUUGGAACGAGUUUAGCAUGCAGAGUCAAGCUACAUCACUGGAGUUUGGGGGGUGGAUGUGUAUUCCGAUGUUAUGGGUUGAUGUUUUAGUUGAAAUUGAUCCUACAGUCCUACCUGUAUCAUUUUCUAAGGCGGUUUUGUGGGCUUUAUCUCGUUUUUCCAUGAUUGAGCCUGAAACUAGUACAGAGAUGGCUCUUCCAGUUGGACAUUGGUUAACCACACGUGCUCCAGAAAUAUCACAUCUAUUUGGGUGGAGAACACCUUCUGGUUCUGAUGAUGUGAUGGAUGGAGAAGAAUCAAAGAACUCGGUCAAGGUCACAACAAUGUGCAUCCCAUUAAUCAGAACAUUGAGGAGGUUAACAUCCCUUUUUAUUACAAAAAAAAUGGAACAAAGUGAGAUUCGGAAGGAAUGGACUUGGGAACCAAGGAUGGCGGAAAGCUUAAUCCUUUUGCUUGUUGACCCUGAUGAUAAUGCGAGGCAAGUGGGUAGGCGUAUUCUUGAACAAAUAGCCAACACACGAGGCCUUCUUUCUUGCUUGCAGUUUCUGUGUUCAUGCUCUGCAUCAAUAUCAGCAGUCAUUCUGGGGAUGAGACAUGCCCAGAAAUUGCUUCUGUUGGAGUCAGUGCUGCAAAGAUUUCAAUGUGCACAACAUUUCUUUUUUGUACUCUGCAAACUACUUACAGAUGGGGUGCAAUCUGGACAAAGUCAUGACCAUGGUAACUUGAAGUUCUCAUCUCAAGGUGGAUUUCUACAGCAGCCUACAUUUGAUUUCAAGACUAAGAACAUUAAUGGAAACUUGUUAAAGUUUAAUUUCACACAUUGGAACAAGUUUAGUUGUUUAUUAUCGCAAGUUGCAUGGCCAUCUUUUUGCAUAUACUUGUCUGAAGGGAAGGCAUUCAUUGACUAUAAGAUCUCACAGAUGACCUGUGUCCGGAUACUUGAAUGCUUACCUGUAGUUCUCAGAAGGCUUCAGCAAUAUAUGCACAAAUUACCAGAAGAUGGGGACAUUGUGGUAAAGAACUCAGUUAGACACAAAUGGCUUCAUGAUUUGAUGUACUGGGGGAAGUCUAUACAUGCCAUUGUAGUGCGCUAUUGGAAACAAACUGUGCUUUCUUUGCUCGAUCUACUGAAGGAGUCAUGUGAUGACAAAACGUUUGCUAUCUCGGACAUUGAAAGACUUGUUCAGUGUGAAAAAUUUUCGAUUGGUGAACUAACUGAGCAAGUAUCAUCCCUUUUAGUUUCAUUGAAGAAUGAUGGCAACAUAUUAUCUAAUGCAUAUGGAAAAACAAACCUUAAAGCGUCAGCUUUUCCCUUAGGAUUUUCAGAUCUGUGGAUUUUGGAUCCAGCUUCUCGUGCGAAAACAGAGCGAGAGAGUGUGAUAGUUCUUUCAGAUGAUGAGAAUGAUCAAACGGAUGACGUUGUCAAUGGUGGUGUUUCCCAUGGAGGGUCAAGUCAUUCAUCAUCAAAGGGUGAAGCUACGGGUUCACAAUCUGUUAAAAGAGCUUCACAACUUAAUGAAGCUUGGAAAACAUCAUUUGUUGAUGCUAAUACUGUGGGACCAGUGAAUCAGAAUCUGGAGGCAGAGAGUAAUGUGAACAGGGUAAGACGAUCUACUGCGAUCAAAGGGAAAUCUGUACAAGGCACUAUUGAAGAAGAAUCAUCUAAUGAGCAGAAGGAAUCUUUUUUGACGAAAUCAUGUAUAGACAAUCUUAGCUCCAGGAUGGACAAUUCACUUGCAUCCCAGCGUGUAUCUAGUCUGAAGAAUGCAUCUGAUGGUUUAAGGCCUCAGAAGGAAUCUAUCAAAGAAGCUUUGGUAAAUAGUAAGAGGGUCAUCAAGGAGUUGGUAUUUGAUGCUAAAGAUGAUCCAUGGGAAUUUGCUCUGAAAUCUGCACGACAUCAUCAAUCACAUGUGGUAAAACUGAACUCUGGUGGUCCAAAACGGAAAGUUAUUCAACUAAAUUUACCAGUUGAAAACAGGGUUUCUCAGUCGGACCGAUUACGCAGUGGACAUCAAAGGUUUAAUCCUGUAAAGCUAGACGAUUGGUUUAAACCUAUUUUGGAGAUGGAUUAUUUUGUCACUGUAGGUUUAGCAUCAUCAGCUGUAGAGAAGAACCAGACUGCUGGGAAGUUGAAGGAGGUCCCUGUUUGUUUUCAGUCAUCUCAUGAUUAUGUGGCAGUCUUCCGUCCAUUGGUUUUAGAAGAGCUAAAAGCACAACUGCACAAUUCAUAUAUGGAGAUGGCUUCUUCAGAUGAAAUGUCAUGUGGAUGUAUGUCUGUGAUGUCGGUGGAAAGAAUUGAUGAUUUUCAUGUAGUUCGCUGUGUUCAUGAUGGCAGAGACUUGGAAGGUUGUAGGAACUGUGUUGAAAAUGAUCUCAUAUUACUUACAAGACAUCCUUUGCAAAAUUCUUCCCAUGAUGUUCACAUGGUUGGAAAGGUAGAAAGAUGUGAGAAAGACGAUAAAAGAAGAUCCAACAUAUUAAUGAUCAAGUUAUAUCUUCAAAAUGGAUGUUCUCGCUUAAAUCGGGCAAAAAAGCUUCUAAUGGAGCGAAGUAAGUGGUACGUUCAUCGCAUUAUGAGCAUCACUUCCCAACUACGAGAAUUUCAGGCACUGUCGUCAAUACAUAGUAUUCCUCUGCUUCCUGUCAUUUUAAAUCCUAACAACCAUCCUAAAAUACUCAAAUCAAGGAUGGAUCUGAGUAAGUUGUCUCAGCCUUUACAGAAGAUUCUUAAAUCUUCAUUUAAUGACUGUCAACUUCAAGCUAUAAGUAAUAUCACUAGAGCUAUGGACUUGAAAAAUGGUCAUGAUCUAUCCCUUAUACAGGGUCCUCCAGGUACCGGAAAGACCCGGACAAUUGUUGCUAUUGUCAGUGCUUUGCUUUCAUUAAGUGGAAUGAAUGCUGGUAGGACUGAAUAUAAUGAUGUCAUGAGACCCAUUAAUACUUCUUCCAUGAAUAAAGUACGGAUGAGUCAAUCUGCUGCAGUUGCUCGGGCUUGGCAGGAUGCAGCUUUGGCCAAGCAACUAAAGGAUGACGAGGUUCAGAUGUGUAGAGCUAUUGGUAGUCGCAUACGAGGUAGAGUUCUCAUUUGUGCCCAAUCAAACGCUGCAGUUGAUGAAUUGGUAUCCAGGAUUUCUAGUCAUGGCUUAUACAGCAAUGAUGGAUGUGUUUACCAGCCAUAUCUUGUUAGGGUUGGUAAUGCGAAGACAGUUCAUUCAAGCUCUCUACCUGUUUACAUCGACACCCUUGUUGACCAUCGUUUGACAGAAGAGGAGAGGAUGGAUGUUAGUGAUGUCAAGAGUGAUGUAGAUGGGGACUCUUCAAUUGUUCUUCGGUCUAAGCUAGAGAAGCUAGUGGAUCGUAUCAGGUUUCUUGAAGCCAAACGAGCUAAUUUGAGCAAUGGAAAUUCUGGCUUAAAACAAUUUCAUGGAGUAGAUGCUGACAUGGGUGACGACGUGUUGGAACUUUCAGAUGUAGAAAUAGGGGCAAGGCUAAGAGUGCUGUACAAUGACAAGAAAACAAUCUACAUGGAUCUUGCUGCUGUGCAGGCACGAGAGAAGAAAGUUAAUGAGAAAAGGAAAGCAUUAAAACAUAAAUUGCGCAAGUCUAUUCUAAGGGAAGCUGAAAUUGUGAUAACCACUUUGAGCGGUUGUGGUGGAGAUCUCUAUGCGGUGUGCUCUGAAUCUAUGCUAACACAUAAGUUUAGCACAUCAUCUGAGUCUUCAUUGUUUGAUGCUGUUGUAAUUGAUGAAGCUGCCCAGGCUCUAGAACCUGCUUCUUUGAUUCCUCUUCAACUCCUUAAAUCAAAGGGGAGCAAGAUUAUAAUGGUCGGGGAUCCAAAACAGCUUCCUGCAACUGUUCUCUCUGAUGUUGCAAGUAAAUACCUUUAUCAAUGCAGUAUGUUUGAACGUUUACAGAAGGGUGGUCACCCUGUUACCAUGCUUACUAAGCAGUACAGGAUGCACCCAGAGAUAUGCCGGUUUCCUUCUUUGCAUUUUUAUGAUGGAAACUUACUCAACGGUGAUGGGAUGCCUAGCAAAGAAAAAUCAUUUCACAAGACUAAAGGCCUUGGGCCUUAUCUAUUCUUCGAUAUAUUAGAUGGACAAGAACUUCACGCUAAGAACUCCGGGUCUCUCUACAAUGAGUUUGAGGCUGAUGCUGCGGUGGAACUUCUUCAAUUUUUCAGGAAGAGUUAUCCAGCGGAGUUUGUUGGGGGGAAAAUUGGGAUUAUAACGCCUUAUAGAUCUCAACUUUCCCUGCUGCGUUCUCGUUUUUCGGCUGCUUUUGGGUCUUGUAUAAUGGAUGAAAUGGAACUUAAUACUGUUGACGGUUUUCAAGGUCGAGAGGUUGAUAUACUUGUAGUGUCCACAGUUCGGGCAGCAGGAGCAUCCUCUAGAGCACUGGAAUUGAACUCAAGAAGUAUUGGUUUUGUUGCUGAUGUGAGACGAAUGAAUGUAGCAUUGACGAGGGCCAAACAUUCUUUGUGGAUUUUGGGAAAUGUGAGAACAUUGCAGACAAAUAAGAACUGGGGAGCACUUGUUAAUGAUGCCAAGGAAAGGAAUUUAAUUCUAUCUGUUAAAAAGCCAUAUGCUUCCACGUUUAACUCUUUUUUCCAGAGUAAUCUGCUUCGAGAUAGCUCACAUGAUAUUUCAACACAGCUUAAGAAUAAGAAAAAAGGGAAGGAGGUUAACAGACAUGCUGAACAGAGAAAAAGGUUCAAUACUUCUGAAAGUAAAAGAGGGUACCCUGGAGCUCAUAGCAGUGAUAGUUUAUCCCGUGCGUUAGAUGAUGAUAAGGAAAAGAAAAAGGCAAAGAAACAAUAUGAUUCUCUAGUAAAGAACGGUAAUAUGUCUGUAUAUAUUGGAAACAGUGUAAGCCAAACAUUCAAGGAUAUGAAGCCGGCUACUGAUGAAGAUGAUCAUGUUAAAAAAGGCAGUGAAAGGCAAAAGUUGGAUGAAAGUAUAGUCGAAGGUAGGCCUGUAAAUAAACUUAAUCAACAGAAAGAGGGAAGUAGAGCACCCAUUGACCCUAUCAGUAGAAGGAAACAACAAAGGGAGGCUGUAGAUGCUCUUCUUCCUUCAGGUUUCUUAUCCUCCAAGAAGCCCAAUUCUUCGUUGAAAUUUAUCUCAGAUAGCAGCUCUUGUCCAGCUGUCCGUCCUUCUGGUCAUGGACUCAGACCAACAAAGACGAGAAAAGGUUAAAAAAGCUUCCACUUGAAGCCUUGGAGGGUAUGUGACUCAACAAGAAUACACUUACAUAAUAACUGAUAAGGAUCUUUUUGUACAUGAAAUCAGGAGAAAUGCAGCGGUAACUGUCUUUUCCAUGUUCAUGUUUCCUUUUGUAUGUUUUUUUUUGUGUGUGUGUAGUGAGGAUACAGAAGCCAUCGUUGGUAGUGCAUAAGCUGUUAUACUGGUUUUGUUUUAAUCAACCGAAACUUGGUGCA